AUGGGGAGGAUGCAGAUGAAGAGGCUGCUGCUGCUCGCGUCGUCCCUUACCAUCGCGAUCACUGAUGCUUCUUCCCUGCAUGCCGAUGAUACUUCAUGCUCGCGGAUGUUUCAGGCCGGGAUCAGCCGCAGUUCCGCUCCUCGGUGGUGUCGUGGGAACAAGCUCGGCUUUACAGCGCCGCUCGCGCUGCCUCCAAGGGUUUCUGACGUUCCGAGAGCACAGACGAGGAUGUUCGGCGUGCGAUCUCCUCGCGCUGCAAGAUCGGCUGAUUACUGGAGAGGACAGCAGAAGAACCUUGUUUCUUCGAUGAGUAUGUCGUCAGAGGACAGCAGCUCCAAUGGCGCGAUGAGGUGGACGUCAGCGGUCUCUCUAGGCUUCGGAGGCUUGAUAGAGACAGUAGAGGAGGCAGCGGACAAGUGCAGAGAGAACCUCGGGGAAGGGACAAGCAUCGACCUUGUCAUGUGCUACAUCUCCGACAGGUUCUUCGAGAUGAGAGGAUCGCAAGAGCCGGCCAGGCAGGAGGACCUGAUGAAGGUGACCGAGCUGUUGAGGACGAGGCUCGGCGCCAAGCACGUCAUCGGGUGCCUGAGCCCCGGCGUGAUCGGUAUGGGAGAGGAGGAGAGCCCAGAGGAGUACGAGCAGGUGAAGGCUGUGUCGAUCUCAGCCGCGUGCCUUCCAAACGUGGACGUCAAGAUACAGAGGCGAGUUGUUGUUGUCGUCAACACAAGCAUCUCUGUCAGAGACAAUGCUAACCAUGACCAGACCAUCAUCAUCAUCAACAUCAACAUCAACAUCAACAUCAACUACAUCUCCUUCUCCUCACCUCUCUCAGUCGCUGCUGAGGAGGUUCCUAACAACGAUUCCGUGGAGGAGUGGAGGAGGCUUGUUGGUAGCCCGGAUCCGGCAGAUCGGCCCGUCUUCCUCCUCUUCAGCGAGCACAACUUCCCUGGCCGGGGCAACUUAGAUCGCUUCCUUGAGGGGAUGGACUUCGCAUAUCCUGGCUGCACCAAGGUCGGAGGCCUCACGGCUCGCUUCAAGCAAGACGUGGACCUCCUGUCCACGGUCUUCGGGGACGUGCAGCUGACGAGAGACAAGGUUGCUUCUCCUGGCGUCUGGGUCGUCACCCUCAGUGGCGACAUUGAGGCUGAGGCCCUCGUGGCUCAAGGGUGUCGCCCCAUUGGGCCAGAGUGGGAAGUCAGCCGAACGAAGGGCAAUAAGGUGUUCGAGGUUUUCGACCCGCUGAAAAAGGAAGCGCCUGUGACAUGUCUGGCUGCCUUGUCAAAGGUGAUUGAGGGUCUAUCCCCAGCAGAGCUCGAGCUUGCGCAGAGAGCCUUGUUCGUUGGAGUCGAGAGCAACUCGAUGAAUCUCAGUGACUUGCAGCAGCCUAAAACGGCCCAGAGCUCGCAGGAGGACCCAAGAAAGGACUAUCUGCUCAGACCCAUCAUCCUAGUCAGUGCCAACGACAAGUCCAUGCUCGUGGGCGACGUCUUGCGACCGGGCUCCACGUGCCCGACAGAUCAGCUGCGAUGGCAGAGGCUCACAGAGCUUCUGACUGGGAGCUCGUCAACCCCAGCAGCCGGCCUCGUCCUCUUUGCUUGCAUCGGGCGGGGGAGGCCGCUGUUCGGUGAGCCCAACUACGAGUCCAGGAUGGCAAGCAUGGCAACGGGCGUCCCUGUGGUUGGAUGCUUCUACAAUGGUGAGUUCGGGCCCGCAGGAGGGCAGGCAAGUCUGCACGAGUACACGAGCAUCUACACGAUCUUUCGGAGCAAGAAGCUUGGAGGGGUGACCUCCGAUUCAAAGAUGAAGGAGCAGGAGGGCGAGCAGAACAACUCGGGGACAUGA
Molecule: messenger RNA, 1842 nt
Organism: Guillardia theta CCMP2712
Lineage: Eukaryota; Cryptophyceae; Pyrenomonadales; Geminigeraceae
Exons: 14
Coding region: 1-1842 (613 amino acids)
Source: RefSeq, a predicted model, not a curated record